AUGGAUUCUUCCUGUUUUAGUUUAGGUUUUGGGUUUUCCUUUAGUUUUAAUUCGUGGGUUUUGAACUUUUGCUGCUGGUCUCUGACAUGGGCUCUUCCAAGCUCUACGCUGUAUAUCUUUAUUUACUUGGGUAUGGAAGUAUGCAUAUCAAGUACUUAAAUGAAUCAUCUUUAUCCUGCAAAACCCGCUUGCGUUAAAUGAAUCAUCUGAUUUGCGUUAAUCAUCUUUCCUGUUUAUAGAAGGAUCCGACCGCCUAUGACUGGGCGCCUUCUUCUGUCAUUCUUCUUUCUUGGGUUAACUGGGGUAUUUGGAAAUCAGCUUUUAUUUCUCAUUGGUUUAAGCUACACGAAUCCAACUUAUGCUGCUGCCAUACAGCCUUCAAUUCCAGUCUUCACUUUUCUCUUGGCAGUAAUGAUGGGUACAGAAAGAAUAGAUUUGCUUAAAACUGAAGGUCAAGUGAAGGUUGGAGGUACCUUAAUCUGCGUUUCUGGUGCUAUUUUAAUGGUUCUAUUCCGUGGCCCUACUUUGCUCGGACAGGAAAUGGACUUUUCAGCACAAAAUGAAAUAAGUGUCAAGGGUCAACCAGAGUUUGCUGGAUGGUUUGUGUCCAAUUUUCUGGUGUUUGGACUAGAACAUUGGCACAUUGGGGUUCUAUGUUUGAUUGGGAAUUGUAUGUGCAUGGCUGCUUUCCUAGUUAUUCAGGGCCCUGUUUUAGCAAAGUAUCCUGCCAGCAUUUCAGUUGUAGCAUAUUCAUAUUUUUUUGGUUUUAUACUGAUGGUAACGACAGCAUUCUUUGUGGCCAAUGAGUCAACACAAUGGCAUCUGACACAAUCUGAGCUUUAUGCGGUUUUGUAUGCUGGAAUUGCUUCAUCUGCCCUCAAUUAUGGACUACUGACAUGGGGCAACAUGAUUUUGGGGCCUGCUUUAGUUGCUCUUUAUAAUCCACUCCAACCUGCAGCAUCUGCCUUUCUCUCAAGAAUUUUCCUUGGCAGCCCUAUUUAUUUGGGAAGUGUCAUUGGUGGAUUUCUAAUUAUUUGCGGUCUAUAUUUGGUCACUUGGGCAUCAUACAGAGGACAACAAGCUGGUGUGGGGGUGAUUCCUCAGGUCGUUCGGUCCACAGAACCCCUGAUUCACACAGAUGCAUUAACUAACAAAAUGCCAUUCCAAAGAGGACAUCUUCUCUCAGGGUCAGGGGCAGUUGCACCAAAAUCUAGAGAUUAAAUAUGUGAAAUUUAUCAUGAUUACAGUCAAACUUUUUCUGAAGAUAAAAUAGUUUCACUGAACACACUUCACUCUUGCUCAUUUAGCAAAACGUGAAAAUCAACAUGUAAUAAGGAUCUGCUCUUUUUAUUUAUUGCAUGUUAUUAUUUUUUCUACUCUUAAGCCCUCACCUUAACUGUCAUACCA
Rubroshorea leprosula is the source of this 1407-nucleotide messenger RNA. The record is from the annotation of a GenBank genome assembly. NCBI's taxonomy places the organism in Eukaryota, Viridiplantae, Streptophyta, Magnoliopsida, Malvales, Dipterocarpaceae.